GCAUUGCUCAACCGUUUCUGCGAGGUGGAGGACGUUCCGGACCGUUCUUUAACAUCGGAUGGGGACCUCUGGUUCCAAGCCUUCUUUCAGAAGACACAUAUUCGUCGAUCGGAUGGCCGAUACGGGGUUCUUGCAGUUCGAACGGCGUCUAUCGAGGAGCCCGAGCGGUGGAGUAAAUAUGUCGAUGAGAUCGAAAAGUACUUUGCCCCCAAGCAAAUAGCGCCAGCGGUGGGCAGUGAAAGCAGUUCGCUGAUGCGUACUUCUACGGAUAUGCAUUUGGCUUCUUGCGUGCUGCCGCAUAAUUCGGUCUUUAAGAAGGAGCCGCAGUUGCUUAAACAAAGAAUCGUUUUUGACGCCUCCGCAAGGCCUAGCAACGGAAGAUUUCUAAACGACGUGUUGUGGACUGGGCCUGCCCCUCAUCCGGAAGACGCCCAAUACCAGCGGAUGUUAUGGCGGACGGCGGAUGGGUCCAUCAGCGUAUUCGCCUUGUCAACGUUAACCUUUGGUACGGCGUCUGCACCAUUCACGGCCAUCAGGGUCAUCCAGCAGUUGACGAAGGACGAGCGCUGUUCGUUUCCCAAGGCGGAAGAGGUGUUGAUGAGCGAAAUAUAUGUAACUGACAUUCUUUCUGAAGGUCACACGUUGGGAUAG
Drosophila eugracilis is the source of this 651-nucleotide messenger RNA. RefSeq lists its product as uncharacterized. The record is from RefSeq and is a predicted model, not a curated record. The annotation marks the transcript as partial. Lineage: Eukaryota; Metazoa; Arthropoda; Insecta; Diptera; Drosophilidae. The transcript is spliced from 2 exons.